AUGGCUGUCGAUAAUUCCACUUUCGAGACGAUAAACCCAUCUGCUUUCACCACUUUCACUUUCCCCAACCCUUCCCCCUCCGCCGCCGCAUCUCUCCUCCGCGUUGCCGUCCUCGACUCGCCUCUCCAACCCGCCGCCGACCCACCCCGAGUCGCCGCAAUGCUCGUCCCCAAACACCGCCACUCCGACUGGAUAUUCUCCACCCUCUCCGGCCAUCUCCAGCUCCUCUCCUCCUCCCCCGCCUUCUCCCGCCUUAUUCUCGUCGGCGACAGCUCCCCCCACUCGCCGCCUAUCUACCGCCGUCCCCUCAAAGACGACGACGAAGAACUCGGGGUGAGCCUCCAACCUCUCUUUCUUGCCUUGUCUCCCAAAUCUUGCUUUAAACACGGCAUUCCUGAGGUACCCAUUUUGAGAUACCAAGAUAAUCUGAUUUCUAGUGUGGUUUUGGAGAUAUGUGAUGGGCCUUUUGUUGGUGAAAUGGUGGUGGAGGAUGUCGAGAUUGGUUGCGGCGGUGAGGCUUCGAAGAGGGAGUUCAGGAGGCGUUUGAGGUUUAAAAGAAUGCCCAAUUUGGUCCAGACUGAGGUUCGUAUUGUUCCCAAAAUGGGGUUUGGUUUGGAUUGUGUGGGAAUUGGACAAGUUGAGUUUAGGCUAGAUGAUAGUGUUUUAGUGCAUUCUUAUCUGGUUCCUAUGGUGGCAAGUCUUAGCCUGGCUGCUCCUUAUAUUGAGGGAAGGAUUCGAAGUGGGGCAAGGCCAAAAGCUUUGUGUUUAGGAGUUGGGGGUGGGGCCUUGCUUGGGUUCUUGAGAACCCAGUUGGGUUUUCAGGUUGAGGGUGUGGAAGCCGAUGAGGAGGUGCUAAGGGUUUCUAGGCAGUAUUUUGGACUGGAAGAUGGUGAGCACAUCAAUGUUCAUGUUGGAGAUGCAUUGGAAGUUAUAGAUAAGCUGGCUGGUGCUUGUCAGGUAGAGGAAGGUUGUGAUGUGGGCAGUGGCAAUGAUGUUGAUACUAAAUUUGAUGUGAUUAUGGUUGAUUUGGAUUCAAGUGAUGCUAGGGACGGUCUAAUUGCUCCGCCAUUGGAGUUUGUUAGGAAGCAUGUCCUUUUGUCGGCCAGAUCAAUUCUCUCUGAUCAUGGAAUCCUAGCUGUAAAUGUCAUUCCUCCAAAUACAUCUUUUUACAAGACAUUGAUCCAUACAUUUGAAGAUGUUUUUAAUGAGUUAUACGAAAUAGACGUGGGAAAUGGGGAAAAUUUUAUUCUUGUUGCUGUUGCAUCUCCUCUAAUGCCUCCCAGUGAUCGUGAGAACUGUUUCCUCAACAGACUAGGAAAAGCUAUAUCCGGGGUGUACUUGAAUUCAAUAAAGAAGAUCUAA
Molecule: messenger RNA, 1362 nt
Organism: Fragaria vesca subsp. vesca
Lineage: Eukaryota; Viridiplantae; Streptophyta; Magnoliopsida; Rosales; Rosaceae
Product: methyltransferase-like protein 13-like
Exons: 1
Coding region: 1-1362 (453 amino acids)
Source: RefSeq, a predicted model, not a curated record